UUUUUUUUCUUUCUUUCUUUCUUGACAGUGGAUAAAUUGGGUCAAAAGAUAAAGGCUAAGGAUAAUCCAAGUCAUAAUGUUGUUGUUUGCUCGACACGUUGAAAAAGCUACCUGAACUUGCAGCAGUAAAAGCAAUUGAAGCAAUGAGUCUCAUACGCGCAGGAACAAGAUUGAAAUGCCGAACUUCUUUAUAUAUAAUUUGAUUGAGCUCAAUUUUUGGUUUGUCUAGUGAAUACAUGCCCACUGCUACUCUAUCAAAUCAAUCUCUUAUGCAGACAAAUAUCCUUGAUAAGGAAUUUGAUAGUUUAAUCAAUAUUGACGAAAUAAGAGAAAGUUUACGUCAAUUGGACGAAGAAGAAAAUCGCAUAGAUGCUUUUCUUGAUGACAUUUUAAAACAGGAAUCUAUUCUAGAUACAUCGUUGAAUUCACUCAAAGCUAUAAAGCCGCAAUUAGAUACCUUGAAAGUAAAAGCCGCUACAUUUACAGAUACAGUCAGUCAAACAGCUCAUUUAGCUGAGGUGAUUAGCGAUAAAGUAAGACAACUCGAUAAAGAACAGACAAGAGCAAAGCUUGCUAUCAAGUAUGUAGAAGACGUUCAGGAGUUAAAGUUUUGUAUUUCAAGUCUUAACGAAGCGAUGCAAAAGAAGGAGUAUGACUGUGCAGCGCUUUUAUUGCAGAGAGCAUCAAAGAUAGACUCAUCCAUCUUGAAAGGAUCACUAGCCGAGUUCACAGUGCCUACAUCAGAGUACCCAGAUCAUCCAGAAAAAACAUUGACAGAGACCAAAGCAGCACUAUUUGAUAUAUUCAGCCGUCAAUUUGAUGAUGCAGUGGCAGAAAGGAAUCAAGCAGACAUUACACGUUACUUCAAACUGUUUCCUCUCAUUAACUGCCAAACAGAAGGAUUGGAUCAGUAUUCACGGUUCGUUUGUAACAUUAUCAAAUCACGUUGUGCAGAUGAAAUGAGUGAGGGUCUAGUAACUGCACCUACCUAUUUUGCUGAUGCGUUAACAAGACUGUUUGAAAAUAUUGCGGUCAUCAUUGAUCAGCACCAACCCCUUGUUGAGAUGCACUAUGGUAAAGGGAAAAUGUUGCGUGUCAUUCAACGAUUACAAGAGGAAAGCGAUAAGCAAGGCAUAACUAUCUUAGAUCGAUUUCUACAGACGCGUAAAUUAGAGACAAAGCUUGUUGAAAUACAGUGUUUAAUGAUCGCUAUGCUUCGAAGCGGUAAUGCUGUACCUAGCAGAGCAUCACCCAAUCCUUCGACUUCUACAUCAACUCAAAAUGAUGAUAAUAACAAUCCAUUGGUUGAUCCACGACAAUUAGAUGCCAACCUCUACGAGCUAUCACUCAUCAGUCAGCGUACUGUGCUGUUUAAUAGCUUUAUGAAUGAACGAGCCAGCGAUGGAAUGGAUGUACUUGCCUCUGAUGAAAAAGAACUGGUGAUGAAAGGCAAAGACAGUCGAUUCUACGGACCGAACGGGUUACUUGUCUCUUCUGGUUUAUCCAAACGUGUACAUGAAAUGAUGAAUUCAUAUCUAGUAAUUGACGAGUACUUGCUGAAGAAAAGCAUUACCAAAGCAAUUCAUUUAGAUGACUACGAUCCAGCCACACCUCAUGCUUCGUCAACAUGUGUAGAUGACGUCUUUUUCAUCCUAAAGACCAUACUCAAACGGUGCAUAUCAACAUAUAAACCAGACGUGAUAUCCUCUACAGUUCGCACCCUACUUAAAGCUUUAGAAAACCAGUAUAUAAACUAUUUUCAGCAACACAUGUCCACUGUUUUUACUGCGCAUGAUACGACAGGAAGAAACGCAGAAAAAGCGAUUGAAAAUGCUAAAAUAAGCUACAUGGUUGUGUUGAACAACUUAGAUAUAAGUGCAGAUUACACACAUCGAUUAGCUAAGGAGCUGCAACCUGAAAUCACAAGAGCCAUUUGGUUGGAUGAGGAGAAUGACAUAGCAAGGGUCACUACAUCCAUUGACAAGUUUGAAGGAAUUGCAGACAAGUUCAAUCGGCUACUGAAGCACGGUAUCGAACAACUAGUGAAUCAAGUACUCAAGCCACGUAUUCGGCCUUUAUUUCAAGAAUCAUAUCGUGAAGUUAAAUAUGUUCUAGAGGAAGAUGAGUAUAAUGAGGCAGAUAUUGAAGAAAAGUUUGUCAAAAAGUUUAGACAAGGCUUCAAUCAUUUGAUUCACUUAUAUAAACGCACAUUAACAGAAAAUAAUUUUAAUACCUUGAUGGAUCUGAUGCUAGACAUCAUCACUGCUCAGUGGGAACGAAUUGUUUCACAGACAAGAUUUAAUCAAUACGGUGCUCUAAGAUUUGAUAAAGACCUUCGAUCUAUCAUUCUUUACCUAUCCUCUAUAACAGAAUGGCUCUCGCGUGAUAAGUUUACUCGCUUGAACCAGAUGUCUACUAUACUUAACUUUGAAGAGCCUUCAGAGAUACAUGAACUUUGGGGCAACAGUUCAAGCCCAAUUAACUGGAGAUUGACAGUAAAUGAAGUAAAGAAGAUACUUGGCCUUCGUCUGGAUUUUGAAUCCAAGCUGGCGGAUGAACAGCUCCUUCUUAGUACAAAAUAAAUAAACAAAUCAACGACACUCAUUUCCAGCUUGACAGCACUUUGCCCUUUACUAUUUCGACUACGGCCUCCUCCUACUUGAAUCACAGAACAUGCGUCAGAAGAGUACGAGUUGAUAGUGAGCCAUACUGAUCCUAUUUCGGCACUCUUCACAAUUCUGACCACGACAGAUUAUUUUUCUCUAAUUUAUUCAAAUAAGCAGUUAUCUUUAUCACGUUCCAUAAAUUCCAC
Rhizopus microsporus ATCC 52813 is the source of this 2812-nucleotide messenger RNA. RefSeq names its product COG4-domain-containing protein. The record is from RefSeq and is a predicted model, not a curated record. The transcript is spliced from 7 exons. Lineage: Eukaryota; Fungi; Mucoromycota; Mucoromycetes; Mucorales; Rhizopodaceae. Bases 237 to 2582 code for a protein of 781 amino acids.